Molecule: messenger RNA, 627 nt
Organism: Ficedula albicollis (Collared flycatcher)
Lineage: Eukaryota; Metazoa; Chordata; Aves; Passeriformes; Muscicapidae
Product: agrin-like
Exons: 6
Coding region: 1-627 (208 amino acids)
Source: RefSeq, a predicted model, not a curated record
AUGGGUGUACCCCAGGAAUGGGAUGGGAAUUAUCCCAAAAUCUGCCCCCCUCAAGUUCAGCAGAGUCUCAUCAGGGUUGAGGCAAGUUUUGGGUUUUUCAGUGCAGAUUUUAGGGUUCCCGAGGCUACUUUUAGUGCCAUUUUUGGGGAUUUUUUGGCCAUUUUGGGUUGGUUAUCCCCGCUGUGGAGCGGGAAGGGGCUGGAGCGCUCCGACUACAUCGCCCUGGCCAUCGUCGACGGCUUCGUGCAGCUCAGCUACGACCUGGGCUCCAAGGGCGUCACCCUGCGCUCCAGCGUGCCCGUCAACACCAACCACUGGGUGCACAUCAGAGCCUCCAGGGUGCAGAGGGAAGGGUCCCUCCAGGUCGGGAACGAAGCCCCCAUCGCCGGCUCCUCCCCCCUCGGGGCCACCCAGCUGGACACGGACGGGGCUCUGUGGCUGGGCGGGCUGGACAAGCCCAGUGUGCCCCCCCGUUUGCCCAAGGCGUUCAGCACGGGUUUCGUGGGCUGCGUGUGGGACUGUGGGCUGGACAAGGCCAGCGUGCCCCCGCGUUUGCCCAAGGCGUUCAGCACGGGUUUCGUGGGCUGCGUGCGGGACUCUGUCACCAGUGCCAUCCCCUGUCCCUGA